Messenger RNA from Mercenaria mercenaria, 1547 nucleotides. RefSeq lists its product as uncharacterized. The transcript has 6 exons. The record is from RefSeq and is a predicted model, not a curated record. Bases 150 to 575 code for a protein of 141 amino acids. Lineage: Eukaryota; Metazoa; Mollusca; Bivalvia; Venerida; Veneridae.
CCUGUUCUGAAAAUUGCAAAGCUACAUACAGCAGCAAAAUAAGGCUGUGUUCUUCAUUCGAUGGAACCUGUGUGUUUGGUUGUGAAGAUGGUUACUUCGGAUUUUUAUGCAAUGAGACAUGUAGCCAGCUUUGUAUUGAUGGCGUGUGCAUGAGAGAAAGUGGAAUAUGUGUUGAAGGAUGUACAGGCUCAUACAACGGUCCCGUAUGUGGCCUCAGGUCAGGGAAACCACAAGACGCAUCAGCGGAUACUUCAACAGUAGCUGUAAUUGCUGUUCUGGCAACACUCUUGGUUGUAACUUCUACUGCGUUAUGCAUGUUAAUGUUGAAGAAACUCGUGAAGAAAAUACGCUCUCCUGACAGGCAACCAGAGCAGUCUAUGGUCCAAAUUUACUUGGACAAUUCAAUGGUAGAAGAACAAAAUAUACACAAUGAAUGCCACACUGCUGUUUCUGAAGAGGAUAACGUCGCUUAUGAAAGUCUCGAUAAAACCCAAGCCCCUGAACACACAUAUGAUACAGCUCCAGAAAGUACGGUCAAUGUUAGAAACGUAGAAUAUGAGAACGUGCAACUUUAAACUACAGGACAUUCUACUAUACCUUUGUGUCUGUGUUAAACACUUGAGGACAUCUGGCUAGUAAAGAGUCUUCUUAUAUUCCAUUUCUUAUUAACGAACUUUCUUUUCAUGGACAUGAAUAACUUUUGUCUCCUUUAAAUGAUUUCAACAAUGAAUAUAGUCCAGUUAGAAGUAAAGAUAUAAAAUAGAUAUACAAACUAUGAAAAUGUCUUAGAGAAUUGUAAUACGGACAUAUGUACAUAAUGUUAUUAAUGUAAUCGUUUCAACUGUAAUUUUGCUAUCAGUGAUGUACAUUCAUUGCCGGUGUAUAAAGUUUGUAACAAUUACUGUUCUUGGACAUUGGCUGGGUUUGGGAUGCAAUCAUGAUGAGAGGUCAUCGACAUGAUGAACAACAUCUACUUGAUUUCAUAUAAUAUUAAGAUAUACAGGAUAAGGUGUAUGAAUCUGGAUUCUUCUCAACCUUUCUAAUAUUUGCAUUUUUUUUUCUUCUGAAAUAAAACAAUUGUUGUGCGAAAAUUCUCCAAAAGAACAUUUGCUUUUGGGAGGAUAUUUCAGUUGUAUGAUGUCAAAGUAGUAGUAAUGACACCAACAAUAUAUUUAUCAUUAAACACAACAAUUAUUAGGUGUACAUGUAGCUAGUGGGUUAGUUCAUUUAAUCAUAUGUAUGUAUUUUUGUAUUUAUAUUAUUUUAAGUAUAUAACUACAAGUUAGAUUUUAGGAAGUAGAAAGGUUACAAACUCCACUGUCAUCAGAAAUGUUUAAACACAUACCUUCAGCUCGCAAGAUAAAGAUCAAUAUUUCAAAACGCAAUGAAUGGAAAACGUCAAGUAACGACGUAUGUGCGAUCCACAACGGAGUUUGUGGGGCUUUAAUUUCCUAAAAUUAACUAUUACAUAUAUAAUCAUUUUACUUUCUGCACAUAAACAGAAUUAAAUAUAUUUAUAUAUAUUAUGAAAGUACCUUUUGCCGUAA